AGAAAUUGGAAUAAAAAUCGAUAAGAAAAAUUAUUUUUGUCUAUGAGCAAAAUAACAUGGAUGAAUAUUAAUAGUGGUUAAAAUAUAAAGGUUUUUAAAGUAAAUGCGAGAGGAACAAAUAGUCGUGCAUAGUCAAGUUUAAAUCGACAAAGAAUAUUGUAUUUAAAAAAGUGUUUUUUUCCUUCAAAUUAAUCGGGAGACAUAUUGAAUAAUAAGAAACUAAUGGAUUGAUAUGACUGAUAAACGUUAUCUAUCUGGAGGCGCUGUUAAAAUGGAUCAUUCAUUUCAGCCUGCAGUUGAUCCUAGAAAGCAAGAGUUAUUAGAGGCGAGAUUUCUUGGAGCUAGGAUGUCUGCAACAACUCAGCUGCAAAUGGCACCUCAAUCGACAUUAGUACAAGUUAAUCAAAAUCCAAGUCAUUCGAUAAUAGGAGGAACAGGAACAACAGCAUCUAGUGCCCAAAAUAAUCAGGAUUCGAAUAUGAGUACUGGUUCAUCACAUAGCGAUAAAGAAUUAGAAAGAGAUGUAAUAAUAAAUCAAGCAAUAAUUAAUAAUACGCCAGAGAAAUUACCACGACAACAAUCGGAGAGGAAAAGAAAGAGAAAACCGACUGAGGAUAAUGGGAAUGGUCCGGGUAAUGUUGGAAAUGUUAGAAAUACAGUAAUAGGAGCGGGUAUAACAAGUGUGAAUGAUGUAAAUAUGCGUGAUGGUAUCCAUAGUUCAAAAGGUCCACGUAUUACGAUUCCAAAUGUGAAUGACAAGAAAAUAAAUGAAUAUUUUCACUCAAAGCACACGGCAAGUAAUAGACUUACAGGAGCAAAAAGUCCAUCGCCUCAACAUGGAACAUAUCCAAUGUUUCCACCUAGUCCACAACCGCCACUUGUCCAUCCAUCACUCAAUAAUCAAGACUAUUUUAAAUCUCGAUCAUCAUCAAAUCCAAUGGUUUCACCACAAAUUCAACAACAAACACAGCAAAAUACCCAACAACUUCCGCCACCAUCAUCUCCUGUUGUCGUGACAAAUCAUCAGGUUGUGGCUGUAAAUAGUUUAAUUCCUUUAACAAGUACAUCCGUGCAGGUCGUACAGCCAAUAAUGUCAACGUCAGGUAGUAUUGUUGUCAAUACACAACAACAAACAUCAUCCGUAUCAGCAUCACAACAACAACAACAGCAGCAGCAGCAACAGCAACAACAACAAUCAAAUCACAUAAAUAUGCUUCAUCAUAAUCAAAAUAAUCAGCAAUCGCUUGCGCACGGUGCUCUUUUGUGUCCAACGAUGGUAUCAAAAUCAGUCCAGACUGAUUUAACUCUAACCGAUAUGACAGAUCGAGAAACGGAUGUGGAGACAAAUAAAACCAAAAUGGACGAUAUGACGAGAGCAUCGGAUGAGCAAAAGACUCAAAUUAAUGCUCAUCAAAAGAUUAUUGAACAACAGAAAAGUCACAUAAAUAAAUGUAUUGAAGUUGUUAAAAAUUUGUUAAAACAAAAAAGUAAUAUUGAGAAGAAGGAAGCUCGCCAGAAGUGUAUGCAAAAUAGGCUGCGAUUAGGUCAAUUUGUGACACAGCGAGUUGGUGCAACAUUUCAAGAGAAUUGGACUGAUGGAUAUGCUUUUCAAGAACUUGCUCGACGACAAGAAGAAAUCACAUCCGAACGAGAGGAGAUUGAUCGUCAGAAAAAGUCACUUGUUAAAAAGCGUCCAACAAAUGAAGGUGGACGUAAGAGGAACACAUCAACGACAUCAUCUCCCGCUCCAGCGGUAGCAUCGUCAUCAAAUCUCCAUAAUGGCGGUGAUGCGACGUUCCUAAAGCCCGAACCUGUUGGAAAUAGUUCAACAUUUACAUUGCAAGAGUAUUAUGAAUGUGAUGAAAUUUUAAAAUUAAGGCACAAUGCACUGAAGAAAGAAGAUGCUGAUUUACAAUUGGAAAUGGAGAAAUUAGAACGCGAGCGGAAUUUGCACAUUCGCGAACUUAAGAGAAUCCAUAAUGAAGACCAAUCCCGUUUUAGUAAUCAUCCAGUUUUAAAUGAACGAUAUUUAUUGCUAAUGCUUUUGGGUAAAGGUGGAUUUUCGGAAGUACAUAAAGCGUUUGACCUCAAAGAACAAAGAUACGUAGCUUGUAAAGUGCAUCAACUAAACAAAGACUGGAAAGAAGAUAAAAAAGCCAAUUAUAUAAAACAUGCUCUUAGAGAAUAUAACAUUCAUAAAGCACUUGAUCAUCCUCGUGUAGUAAAACUUUAUGAUGUGUUCGAGAUUGAUGCAAAUUCAUUUUGUACGGUGCUAGAGUAUUGUGAUGGGCAUGAUUUAGAUUUUUACCUUAAACAACAUAAAACAAUUCCUGAGAAAGAAGCAAGAGCAAUUAUAAUGCAAGUUGUGUCUGCUUUAAAAUAUUUAAAUGAAAUUAAACCGCCUAUAAUUCAUUAUGAUUUGAAGCCAGGCAACAUUUUAUUGACUGAGGGUAAUGUUUGUGGAGAGAUUAAAAUCACUGAUUUUGGUCUAUCGAAAGUGAUGGACGAGGAGAAUUAUAAUCCAGAUCACGGUAUGGAUUUAACAUCGCAAGGAGCGGGAACUUAUUGGUAUCUUCCUCCCGAGUGUUUUGUAGUUGGUAAAAAUCCUCCCAAAAUAUCGUCAAAAGUAGAUGUUUGGUCGGUGGGUGUAAUUUUUUAUCAAUGUCUUUAUGGAAAGAAACCUUUUGGUCAUAAUCAAUCACAAGCAACUAUAUUAGAAGAAAAUACAAUACUUAAGGCGACUGAAGUUCAAUUUCCUAAUAAACCUACAGUUUCAAAUGAAGCAAAGAGCUUCAUAAGGGGAUGCUUAGCAUAUCGAAAAGAAGAUAGAAUGGAUGUAUUUGCGCUUGCGAAACAUGAAUAUUUACAGCCUCCAGUUUCAAAGCAUGGUCGUUCAUCAAAUAUGCAGCAACAACAAUCAUCGACGCAACUAAGUACACCAACAUGUUCGGGUGGAAAUCAGGGAAGUAGUGGAGCAGGACAAACUUCAUUUUCAACUGGAAUGUUUGGAAACAUGAAUCAAUCUAGUUCAUCUUAAUAAAUUUUUAUGUUUGCAUAGUAAACUUGAAUGAAUGAAUGAGGGAUAACAAUAUUUAUCACAUUUUUUAAAAAAAAAGAUAUAUAAGAACAUAUGCUGUGACUUUAUUAUAUUGAAUGAAUAUCAAAAAAAAAAAAACAAUGGAAAUACAAUAGGUAACAAGAAUGUGACGUGAAUUAGAGUGUUGAGCAACGCAUAAUUAAAAAAAAAUCUGUCUUUUGUAAAAUUAUCAUAAAUAAGUGAAAAAAAGUAAAAAUCAUCCAAAAUUAUCGUUCUUUCUCUUAUACGCUAGCAUAUUAUGAGCAUACAAAAAAAAACUAUAAAACUAAUCAAUGAAAUGAUACUGAUGAAAUAAAAAAAAACUGUAGCUGUUUAGAAAUUUCAGCUUUCAUUAAACAAGAAAAUUACAUGUUAUAAAUACUGAAGAUUGGAACGAAAAAAACAUAAAAAUUAU
Messenger RNA from Chironomus riparius, 3491 nucleotides. The record is from the annotation of a GenBank genome assembly. NCBI's taxonomy places the organism in Eukaryota, Metazoa, Arthropoda, Insecta, Diptera, Chironomidae.